GCGUUCGUGGCCGUGCUUACCUGCUUCAGGUCGGUAAGUACCGUUCGUCGGGCUACCUUCGACGGCAGUCACGCCACAACCUCCGCCGCGUCAGGUGCUCAGGCGGAUUUCGAGACCAACGGGACUCUCAUCGGCUGCUCGCGAGUUCUCCGAUCGCCGGCGACCGACGCCUCGAAGAUUAUUCCCGACAACGACUGCCUCGAAGAACGGGCGAGGACUGAAGAAUUGACGGAGGAAAGAUGCUGCUGCCGAGAACGUGCAUCCUGCUGAUCCUGUUCAGCCUGGCGAGCUGCGAGAAGAACGAAGAGGACGAUGCCUCCGCGGUGUUCCUCGAGGCGGCCAAGUCCUUCUUCACGAACAAGGACAACCUGAACGCGCUGCAGGGCUUCGCCAGCGCGUUCGUGCAGCCGGGCACCGGGAAACAGAAUUCCACUGAACAGGAGAACGGCAUGCUGGGCAAAUCGAAUCUAGACGGUAUUGGGCAGAUCAUCUCGGGGAUAGGCACCCUGUUCGCGACCAACGAGAACCGCCAGGGGAUCGAUUACUCGGUGAUAGGAUCUGUUUUGGAAAGCAUGGUGAGCACCGAUACCAAGGAAGAGAAUCAUCAAAGAGCCACCAGGGAGGUCGACGACGGUAGCCAGAGAGUCAGAGAAGCCGAGAAGAAGCAGGAGUCUAGCCUGGACUUCGACAGCCUCUUGAGUUUAGGCAGCACCUUGUUCGGCCAGAGCGGCGAGAAGAACGCCGACUUCGUGAUGGGCUUGCUGCCCAUGCUGUUGCAGAACUUCGCCAGUGGCAACGACGUCGACGGCCAGCCCAAGAACCCUCACGAUCACUCCAGCCACUCGUGGUACAUGCCGCCCAUCUUGGAGAACCUGCACGUGAUAUGGGAGCACUUCAGCAACUCGGAACUGGGACAGACUCUGUGGAAGAACAGCGGACUGUCGCAGUUCGUCAGCCAGAUGUCCGACCCCGAGGGGCGCCUCCAGUACGAGAAGAUGCUGGACAGCUUCGAGAACCCGUCCCUGCGGCGCAGGUGGAUCAGAGCGUUGACGAACUACGUCGGCGAGUGGAUCUCGCACGUGUCCGACCCGCAGAUACAGCAGCGGUACCUGAGCACGGCGCAGUUCGUGGGCAACAGCUUCCUGAAGUCGCAGGGAUUCCCGAAGUCGGCCAUGUUCGACGCGAAGAGACCGGUGGACAGCUUGUCCAGGGUGGUGAACGCUGUCGCGAAGAGGCACGUGGGCAUGAAGAUCGACAGCUCGCAGUACAUUAGACCGGCAGUCGCGUACGUGCAGGAGUUAAUUACCCUGGCCUCGGAGAAGGGGUUCAUAAUGUCCCGGGUGAACGCCAGGGAGAUCAGCAACAGACUCAGCGAAAUGAUCAAUCACGAUAUUAUCGACCCCAUGCUGAAGUCUUAUCGAGCCUACAAAUGGUCGAUCAAGAGGCCGCAGUGCGCCAGCCAGAUUCUGUGCACCAUAAACGAGCAAAACGAGCAGGACAAACAGCAGUCGCCUCUGCGGAAAGGUCUGCUCGUCGCGACGAGCUAUCCGGCAGCUUGGGCUGUUAGCAACAAACUAGGAACCAGUUUCUGGCCGCUCUACGGAGCAAUCACGGAACACAGCGGAUGUAUCCAAAAAUAUCCAGCCGACUGUACAGACUUCCACGAGGAGGAGAUCCGAGUCAGCACAGCGAGCAUCCACAGUGAACUUUAAUGAUCUCGAGACGUGCGCGCCUGUGAAAGACAUUCGGUUUAAAGGAGAGAGCGUAACGCGUCGAAUCGUUUAUUAAAUGUUUAUCGUCCGCAGCGAGGUUGUAUCGUGAUAAGAACCGUUACCGAGUCGUUUCUGACGAGGGGGCUCGAUCCGCGACGAAAGUCGACGAAGCAGAGGCUGUGCGCCAGAGGCAGCUACCUUUUGCUUCCUCGCGUGUACAUAUAAAAAAGCAGGAGUCGUGGGCGCAGUCGAAUAACUAGGCGUUCAAUUCUAUGAGAACCCUUUAUUUCUCUCCGUCCCAUCCCCAACCCCCUCUCUCCCUCUCUCUCACUCUAUAUAUAUAUACAUAAAUAUAUAUAUAUAUAGAUAAUAUAUAUUUAUUUUCUCUAAAGGAAUCUAGAAAAGUCCGACGAGAGAAACGUGUAAGGCACGCCAUCAAACGCGUGUUCUUAUUUAGGGGCACGGAAGUCCGACGACUAGUGUGCGAUCGCGCACGCGCGUCUCCAUCGUGUAUCGAAUUCGUCAACGGCCAAUCUGUCAGCAAACAGCUCCUGUAAAUAUUAGAUAAAAGCCAAAUAAAACGUAAUUAUGGUUGUA
This is a messenger RNA of Nomia melanderi (Alkali bee), 2309 nucleotides long. RefSeq lists its product as uncharacterized. The record is from RefSeq and is a predicted model, not a curated record. NCBI's taxonomy places the organism in Eukaryota, Metazoa, Arthropoda, Insecta, Hymenoptera, Halictidae.